Molecule: messenger RNA, 1443 nt
Organism: Ectocarpus sp. CCAP 1310/34
Lineage: Eukaryota; Phaeophyceae; Ectocarpales; Ectocarpaceae
Source: the annotation of a GenBank genome assembly
AUGUCAGCGGCAUGCGCCGAGCGGUGCGGGCUCGCGUCGCGAAUCGACAAGAGUUACGCCGGCCGGGCUGUGGGCGUCGGGUUCGCGAGGAUACUUGGACGAAUCCACGACGCCAGCAUUCGGAUUGGCAAUUCGUACCUGAGGUGCUCCUUCACCGUGAUCGAGCACGGCGAGAUCGACCUCCUCGUCGGCCUGGACGUCUUGCGCGCCCACCGCUGUGUAAUCAGUCUCUCCAAGAACAGGAUGAAGUUUCACGCCGGAGUCGGCCCGGCGAAAGAGGCGAGUGGCUUUCCUGACUAGAAUCGAGAGGAAAGGGGGGAAAUGCCAGCGGCGGUGGUACAGACCGCGGCGGCGGUCCUCGGGUGUGGACAGGGGCGCGGACCGCUACGGGUAUGGCGACGACAACGGCAACUGCAGCUAUUCGAGCGAAGAAGGAGCACGCCGAUCCUAUGGGCCCCCCAGUCGUCCGCCCCCUCCACGGGUGCUCCGAGAGAUGGCCAGAGGAACACGCGGAGACGGGGUCCCAUAUGGGAUGGAAAAGCGAUCCAGCCAACACCGUUCCAUGGAAGACAGCGACGACGGCGGUGGCGAUGGCCCUUCCCAAUCCAUCUGGCCGAAAAAACGAAUGAGGGGUUGGCCCCCCCGGGGAGUUAAAGAAGAGCUCGAGACAGGUGAGUAGAACCGCGAGGAGAGGGAAGGGCGGCACGCGGGAAAGGCUGACUCGCGGCGGCGCCGGCGGGGGCGGCGGUGGCACCAAAGCAGCGGCCUUGAAGGCGGGCACGCAUACUGAGGCGGUGUGGCUUGGUACGGAGGCUUAACGGGGACGCUGCGGCAAGGGUAAGGGCCGGCAUCGAACCAAGGGAGAGGAUUUUUCGUACUCCUAUUUUUCAUGUGUUAGCGGUUAGACCUUUUACCAAGCGUCCUGGAGAGGACAGAACAUUGAGAAAGCCCGGGGAGAUGGCGUGGGACCGAAAUACGAGGCACCCAAGCAUCCAGGAGGGCCGGGGGUAAGAACAUUGCGAAUUUGAGAGCCGCAACGGAGGGUCAUGGGAGGGGCGGGGGAGGGGCGGGGGUGACGUUUGGUUGGAAUUGCGUGGCUGGGACGUUUGGUUGAGGUGAAGGUGGGAAUGUGGUGCCGAGGAAAUUGGGGCGGAAACGGGUUAACCGGUUGUAGGACUAUCUGGCGUCGAAGCACCUGCGCCGACCACCGCCCAUGUAGUUCUACAGUAGUACCCAUUGAGCCGGGAUCUUGCUGUAAUUGUAGAUAGGGCGUGCUCUCGCAGAUGAAGAGCAGAGCCAGCGGGUGGUGAAGGGGCGGAGCGAACAUGGCAUGACGCCAACGAUGGUAUGAACAUCCAUUCAUCGUGAUGCCUAUGAAUGCGGGUGGUGCAAAACGCAAGUGCGACGGAAAGGAAGGGCAAAAAAUCGAGGCACCGAAUCUUC